AGCAGUUGUCGCGAUCGGAAGCAAAUCGGAAAACCUCCCUUGGAUUCCUAAAACACACAGGCGAAGAAUUUGCUGGUUGUCUUGCGACGACGUCGACGCAUUUCAUUUGGAUUCAGAGUUUGAUUUAUUGAUAUGUUGCCCUUUCGCUUGGGCCUGCUACUUGGCGCCGUGCUUCUAGUGGCAAGCGCAAAUGGAGCUGCCAUCGAAAAUGUGUCAGCAAUCGAAGAUGAGGUUACUGGUCUGACCGAUUUGCAAAGAGAUAAAAGAAGCGGCAGGGGCUAUUCAAGGGGACAAACCCAGUCUCAGUACUUAAAUUUCGGUAAGCCCGAACAGGAUGGAAAGGCCGAGGCGGAGGCCAACGAAAGUGGAUCUCGCUCAACUGUCUCUGGCACCCAUGGAAUGGGGCAGGCCCAGAGUCAGUUCUCGUCCGGAGACUGCAACGGGUGUUCUGGCUACCAAACGAAUUACCCUUCCUCCGGUAGAAUUCUGGAUGCAAGUGGAUCGGCUGGAGGCGGCAGACCCGAUUCAAUUAUAAGCCUACCCGGUGCAGGUCUAGGUACCCUAGGAGGAGUGGGAGGACAACCAGGAAUUGGUGGUCAGCUGGGCAUUGGAGGACAGCCAGGAAGUGGCGGACAACAGGGUGUUGGUGGUUCUCAGCCUGGAUACGGAAGUCAGCCUGGAGUUGGAGGACAGACAGGAGUCAGUGGAGGACCACCAGGAUACGGAAGUCAGCCUGGAGUUGGAGGACAGACAGGAGUCAGUGGAGGACCACCAGGAUAUGGAAGUCAGCCUGGAGUUGGAGGACAGACAGGAGUCAGUGGAGGACAACCAGGAUAUGGAAGUCAGCCUGGAGUUGGAGGACAGACAGGAGUCAGUGGAGGACAACCAGGAUAUGGAAGUCAGCCUGGAGUUGGAGGACAGACAGGAGUCAGUGGAGGACCACCAGGAUACGGAAGUCAGCCUGGAGUUGGAGGACAGACAGGAGUCAGUGGAGGACCACCAGGAUACGGAAGUCAGCCUGGAAUUGGAGGACAGACAGGUGUCAGUGGAGGACCACCAGGAUACGGAAGUCAGCCUGGAGUUGGAGGACAGACAGGAGUCAGUGGAGGACCACCAGGAUACGGAAGUCAGCCUGGAAUUGGAGGACAGACAGGUGUCAGUGGAGGACCACCAGGAUACGGAAGUCAGCCUGGAAUUGGCGGAAAGACAGGAGUCAGUGGAGGACAACCAGGAUACGGAAGUCAGCCUGGAAUUGGAGGACAGACAGGUGUCAGUGGAGGACCACCAGGAUACGGAAGUCAGCCUGGAAUUGGCGGACAGACAGGAGUCAGUGGAGGACCACCAGGAUACGGAAGUCAGCCUGGAAUUGGAGGACAGACAGGUGUAAGUGGAGGACCACCAGGAUACGGAAGUCAGCCUGGAAUUGGCGGACAGACAGGAGUCAGUGGAGGACAACCAGGAUACGGAAGUCAGCCUGGAAUUGGAGGACAGACAGGUGUCAGUGGAGGACCACCAGGAUACGGAAGUCAGCCUGGAAUUGGCGGACAGACAGGAGUCAGUGGAGGACAACCAGGAUACGGAAGUCAGCCUGGAAUUGGAGGACAGACAGGUGUCAGUGGAGGACCACCAGGAUACGGAAGUCAGCCUGGAAUUGGCGGACAGACAGGAGUCAGUGGAGGACAACCAGGAUACGGAAGUCAGCCUGGAAUUGGAGGACAGACAGGUGUCAGUGGAGGACCACCAGGAUACGGAAGUCAGCCUGGAAUUGGCGGACAGACAGGAGUCAGUGGAGGACCACCAGGAUACGGAAGUCAGCCUGGAAUUGGAGGACAGACAGGAGUCAGUGGAGGACCACCAGGAUACGGAAGUCAGCCUGGAAUUGGAGGACAGACAGGUGUCAGUGGAGGACCACCAGGAUACGGAAGUCAGCCUGGAAUUGGCGGACAGACAGGAGUCAGUGGAGGACCACCAGGAUACGGAAGUCAGCCUGGAAUUGGUGGACAGACAGGAGUAAGUGGAGGACAACCAGGAUACGGAAGUCAGCCUGGAAUUGGAGGACAGACAGGUGUCAGUGGAGGACCACCAGGAUACGGAAGUCAGCCCGGAAUUGGCGGACAGACAGGAGUCAGUGGAGGACCACCAGGAUACGGAAGUCAGCCUGGAGUUGGCGGACAGACAGGAGUCAGUGGAGGACAACCAGGAUACGGAAGUCAGCCUGGAAUUGGAGGACAGACAGGUGUCAGUGGAGGACCACCAGGAUACGGAAGGCAGCCUGGAAUUGGCGGACAGACAGGAAUCAGUGGAGGACAACCAGGAUACGGAAGUCAGCCUGGAAUUGGAGGACAGACAGGUGUCAGUGGAGGACCACCAGGAUACGGAAGUCAGCCUGGAAUUGGCGGACAGACAGGAGUCAGUGGAGGACAACCAGGAUACGGAAGUCAGCCUGGAAUUGGAGGACAGACAGGUGUCAGUGGAGGACCACCAGGAUACGGAAGUCAGCCUGGAAUUGGCGGACAGACAGGAGUCAGUGGAGGACCACCAGGAUACGGAAGUCAGCCUGGAAUUGGCGGACAGACAGGAGUCAGUGGAGGACCACCAGGAUACGGAAGUCAGCCUGGAAUUGGAGGACAGACAGGUGUCAGUGGAGGACCACCAGGAUACGGAAGUCAGCCUGGAAUUGGCGGACAGACAGGAGUCAGUGGAGGACCACCAGGAUACGGAAGUCAGCCUGGAGUUGGCGGACAGGCAGGAGUCAGUGGAGGACAACCAGGAUACGGAAGUCAGCCUGGAAUUGGAGGACAGACAGGAAUUGGUGGCGGACAGCCAGGAUACGGAACUCAACCUGGAGUUGGUGGAUCGCCAGGGUAUGGAACUCAACCAGGAGUCGGUGGCGGACAACAAGGAUACGGAACUCAACCUGGUGUGGGUGGACAAACAGGAGUCGGAGGAGGACAACCUGGCUUCGGAGCUCAACCUGGAGUUGGUGGAUCGCCAGGAUAUGGAACUCAACCAGGAGUCGGCGGCGGACAACAAGGAUACGGAGCUCAACCUGGAGUUGGUGGACAGACAGGAAUUGGUGGCGGACAACAAGGAUACGGAACUCAGCCUGGUGUGGGUGGACAAACAGGAGUCGGCGGAGGACAACCUGGCUUCGGAGCUCAACCUGGAGUCGGUGGAUCGCCAGGAUAUGGAACUCAACCAGGAGUCGGAGGCGGACAACAAGGAUACGGAGCUCAACCUGGAGUUGGUGGACAGACAGGAAUUGGUGGCGGACAGCCAGGAUACGGAACUCAUCCUGGAGUUGGUGGAUCGCCAGGAUAUGGAACUCAACCAGGAGUCGGAGGCGGACAACAAGGAUACGGAACUCAACCUGGUGUGGGUGGACAAACAGGAGUCAGCGGAGGACAACCUGGCUUCGGAACUCAACCUGGAGUUGGUGGAUCGCCAGGAUAUGGAACUCAACCAGGAGUCGGAGGCGGACAACAAGGAUACGGAACUCAACCUGGUGUGGGUGGACAAACAGGAGUCGGCGGAGGACAACCUGGCUUCGGAGCUCAACCUGGAGUUGGUGGAUCGCCAGGAUAUGGAACUCAACCAGGAGUCGGAGGCGGACAACAAGGAUACGGAGCUCAACCUGGAGUUGGUGGACAGACAGGAAUUGGUGGCGGACAGCCAGGAUACGGAACUCAACCUGGAGUUGGUGGAUCGCCAGGAUAUGGAACUCAACCAGGAGUCGGAGGCGGACAACAAGGAUAUGGAACUUUACCUGGAGUUAGUGGACAGUCAGGAGUCGGAGGCGGACAACCCGGAGUAGGUGGAUUGCCUGGAUAUGGAAUUCAGCCAGGAGCAGGCAGCCAACCGGGAUACGGAUCUCAGCCUGGAAUUGCCGGUACGACAGGCCCUGGAGUGGGUCAGCCAGGGUAUGGAGCCCAGACAGGUCAAAUUGGAGCACCUGGACGCUACACAGAUGGCUCCGGAGUUGUUUCUGGUGGUGUGGGAGGCACUGGUGGUGUUGGUGACACUGGUGGCGUUGGAGGCACUGGUGGCGUUGUUCCUGUAGGCGCUGGUGGAGCUGACGACGCCUACUCCCAAGCCGAGUCUACUAUUGGCGAUGGACAGGCUUCGGCGAGUGCUCAGGGCCAGAAGAACGGAGGCACGGCCAAGACCCAGGUGUCUGGAACCUACAGCUCGGGUGGAACCUUCAGCGCCAGUGCGAUGACAUCGGAUGCGGAUCGCGCGGCUAGUGCCCAGGUCACCGGAAACGCCGAUGGCGCCGUGAGUCAGUCGCAGGGAUCAGGAGGUCCUGCCCAGUCGCAGGCCCAGGUGCAGGUGGCCAAGGACGGCGGCACCAAGGCCUCAUCGCAGAGCGGUGGCAUCAUCCAACAGAGCCAGAGCGAGGUGCACGCCAACGACAAGGGCGGACUGGCGGACGCCCAAUCAAGCGGACCUGGACAAACAUCAUCCCAAGCUCAGAUCGGCUUCCGUCCCGGUCAGGAGGCCAAUCCGCCAGCGGCCAAUGGGGGUGGCCAGGCCUCGUCCUCAUCUGGCACCCACUCAAGUCAGAGUAGCUCCCAGAUUCACGGAACCUCCAGCUUUGGCGUUUCGUACCAUGGUGCUGCACAAUCCGCGUCUGGAACCAAGGAGCAGGUGGCAACUUACAGGGAACAAAAUCGGGAGCUCUUUAACACCAUCAGUCAGUUCGGCAACAAUGGCAAUGCAGUUACUGAUCGUGCUGAUACUGUCUACAGUGGACCAGCUCUCACUGAGGAAUCCGACAGUGUGCCCGAAGUCCAGUUAAAGUCAAACAAGCCCAAGGCAGAUGCUGAGCAGGCCGAAAGCAAGGCAGACCAGCCGGAGCCCGCUCAGUACGAGGACGAUAACGAGGAAUACGAUGACGAAGAGUACUACAACGAGAAGCCAUUGAAAAUGGAGGAUAUCCCCAAGUCGACUAGCAUUGUUAGGCAAAUAGAACCGACUCCGAAGCCCAAGGUCUACGAACAGUCAUCGCCCUCGCAAAGCCAAAAGGCUGUCGUGGCACCGGGAUCAAGUGAUAAGUUCCAAGUGGUCCAAAAGCAGAACGGUAAGGUCAUCACCCAUACUGAACCUUCGACCACCGAAGCCGUACCACCAGGUUUCCGAGGCACCGUCAAUGUGGAAAAGAAGUUCCACACCAAGGCUCUGGAGUUGCAAACUCCCAGUAGGGUGGAGAUUACUACCGAUGCCAAAGAAGAGGGUCCGGUUCGAGGUGACAAGCCGAUUCGACGUGCUCCGGACAGUUAUGUCACCGUCACCAAGUCGGUGACCGGCAGCAUGGACAACAGCAAGAGUCCUCCCCAGGAGAACAAGAACUUCCAGUCCACAUACUAUACAAAGUCCUCGACUUGCGGCUACUUCACCUUCUCCUGCAACAUUGUUUACGGUCCCAAUGGAAGGAACAAAAUCUGCCGGCCCAAGGCACCUACCAAUGGCAAGUGCUAGGGGAUCAUAUUUUUAAACCCCCUUGCGUCACCUAUAUUAUGAAUAAUAGAUCAGUUCCAAAGGGGCUCAAUUGUAGAACAGCUUAACCAACUGCCAUCUACAAACACCAUUUUGUAUUUCGAUGCAGCUUGACCCAAAGCAUUAUAGUGUUUUUCGGAAGUAAUUUUAGAUUUCACUGUCAUUUCUUAAAUAUUUUGUACGAU
Drosophila subpulchrella is the source of this 5681-nucleotide messenger RNA. It is a transcript of the gene prc, whose product is annotated as collagen alpha-2(IV) chain. The coding region runs from base 133 to 5478 and encodes 1781 amino acids. The record is from RefSeq and is a predicted model, not a curated record. Lineage: Eukaryota; Metazoa; Arthropoda; Insecta; Diptera; Drosophilidae. The transcript has 9 exons.